Brugia pahangi is the source of this 504-nucleotide messenger RNA. The record is from the annotation of a GenBank genome assembly. NCBI's taxonomy places the organism in Eukaryota, Metazoa, Nematoda, Chromadorea, Rhabditida, Onchocercidae.
AUGAGUUUUACAAGCGAUUGUGAUAGAAAUGAUUAUUUCAACAACUGCUGGACAUCGAGUGAUAGUGAACAUUCUUUCCCAAAGAUGUCAAGUGAAGACUCUUUAGAUCAAAUAGAUGGUAAAAUGGAUUUUAAUAAUGACAUUGAGCUAAAUGUUACCGGUGAUACGAGAUAUGACCAUAAGAAGUCAAUGUCUAGAUCAGAUUUUGAAUUAGAUUCUGCACCCAGCAUUAACUCUACUGAUUCCGUGACCAGUUCAGUAACCUAUGACCAAGGUGGCGGUAAAUUACAAUUUAAUAGCAAACUGGAAUGUGCAAAUAAUGAAGAAGUUCCUAAUUUGGUGGAUGACGAUUUUAUGGAUGAUGAAAAAAUUUCUGAUAAUGAUGAGUCUGUGGAUGAAUUAUCGGAUGAAGUCGAUGACGAGUUUAUAAUGAAGCAACUUGAAAAAUUGAUUAUUCGUCGAAAUAAGAAAGACAAUGAAGCUCGUUUGAGGUUAUUUUGCUAA